AUGGAGGAAAAGUUGUCGUACAUGAUCGAAUGGUGGACGAAGGAGCACGAACUCAUGAUCGAGCAAGGGUUCACGAAGCGCACAAUAGAGACGGCGGUGGGAGAAAGCGGCAUUGCGUUUCGUGAGAGGUGCACGCAAGUCUUUGAUCUACUGGAAGGCAAGAGUGUGCCUACUCUCAUCUUCUCGGCCGGGUUGUACGACGUGAUCCAUGCUGUGCUCGACAAGGAGUACAAGAAGACACCGGCGCAGAAGAUUCCGUCGAAUGUGCACAUGAUCUCCUACAUGAUGCAAUUCGACGAGAGUGGCAAAGUGGUCGACUUCAAGGGCGAGCAUGAACAAGAACGCAUUGGCACUGAAUUCUGGAAGCAGUGCCAGCUCGAAGAACACCGCAACAUCCUGCUGUUGGGCGAUUCGCUCGGCGACGCCAACAUCGCCGACGGUCUGGACUUCACGGAGGACGAGAUCGUGCGGAUCGGCUUCCUCAAUAGCGGUGCCGGUGAGAAGCUCGACCUGUACAUGCAGCGCUUCGACAUCGUGCUCACGAACGACUCGAGCUUGCUGCCUCUCGAGGUCUUGCUGCACCAAUUCAAAGCAUAG
Molecule: messenger RNA, 597 nt
Organism: Phytophthora sojae
Lineage: Eukaryota; Oomycota; Peronosporomycetes; Peronosporales; Peronosporaceae
Exons: 3
Coding region: 1-597 (198 amino acids)
Cellular component (GO): cytoplasm
Molecular function (GO): magnesium ion binding; 5'-nucleotidase activity
Source: RefSeq, a predicted model, not a curated record